This is a messenger RNA of Verticillium nonalfalfae, 669 nucleotides long. RefSeq lists its product as uncharacterized. The record is from RefSeq and is a predicted model, not a curated record. Lineage: Eukaryota; Fungi; Ascomycota; Sordariomycetes; Glomerellales; Plectosphaerellaceae. The transcript has a single exon. Bases 1 to 669 code for a protein of 222 amino acids.
AUGUUCACCGCCAUCACUGCUCUUCUCGCCGCCUCGGCCACCCUUGUCUCCAGCGCCAGCAUCCCUGCGCGCCGUGCCACCAAGGGCUCUGCCUCCAUCACCCCCCACGACCAGUACUCGUCUUCCAUCGGCGUCCUUGGCUGCAAGAUCAACACCAACCGUGUCGCCUACUGGCCUGGCGCUCCCGGCUGCGACGACCUCUGCGUCAAGGUCUCCCACGGCGGCCGCAGCCUCAACCUGCUGCGCAUCGACUCCUCGGCCGGCGCCCACGACAUCUCUUACGAUGCCUGGAACUACCUCGCCUUUGGCUCCUCCGCCACCGACGCCCCCCACAUGGGCGGUGGCGUCGACAUGGACUACGAGAUCGUCCCCAUGUCCGAGUGCAAGGACCUCCUCGACGAUGGCAAGCUGCCUCUCACCGCCGCCAACAGCAUGAACUAUGUUUCGGCCUGUAUCGCCGACACCAACUCCUGGGCCGGCAAGAACCACGUUCUCUACAACAUUGGCAACGCCGUCUGCACCAUUGGCCACGACGAGGUCUGCAAGCUCGACCUCGCCGUCAGCAACCAGCCCUCGUGCCCUCACACCCUUGGCGCCGUCGACGCCCUCAAGGAAAACGAGGUCAAGAACAUUGCCUACGGUACUGGCAAGGUCUCUGUCGCUCUGUGA